CUAAAACUUAUUAUGAAAAUUAAUGAAGAAGGAAAAUCUGAAUCAUUGUCGACAGGGGAAGGGUUAUCACUGUCAGAAGAUGCAAGGAGAACUUCCGACACCUCAUGGAAUCGAGGAAAGAAAUCUAGUAAGCAGCCUGCUGCAAGAAGUCGCUUCCGUAAAGGUGGUAUUGUUGCCACGGCUACAAUACAUUCUUAUGUGGAAGCUGAGAGUGAUGACAUGGACGGCAGUUCUUUGGAUAAAAAGAAGAAAAAGAAGAAACGCAAAUUGAUGGGAAUCAAUCGUAGAGUUCGAAAAGUCAUAGCAACUGUUGUUGCCACGUCGCAGAAGCCUGAGAAUGAACAGAGUAGCCUGAACACCAAGCGAUAAAUCACUCAUGCCUUAUGUUGUUGAAUAAAAAAUUUACACUUGCUUUUUA
Molecule: messenger RNA, 418 nt
Organism: Macrosteles quadrilineatus (aster leafhopper)
Lineage: Eukaryota; Metazoa; Arthropoda; Insecta; Hemiptera; Cicadellidae
Exons: 3
Coding region: 13-369 (118 amino acids)
Source: RefSeq, a predicted model, not a curated record